CAACAUGCAACGAGAAGAAAUGGAAGUGAGCAUGCAAUUUAUUGAAAACAGCGGUAAAACUGAAACAGGCUAUUUUUAUUAUGGUAUAACACAUUUUCACACACACAGUUCCACAAAAACAAUUGUCUAAAAAGGUGGCAUUUUUGGUCAAAAAAAGUAAACUUUUUGGCGUCAAAUGACAACAGCACACCAUUAUGACUUAUUACUCCAUCAUUUUAAUCUCAAACAUCAUAUUCAUCUUCCUACUCAAUCACCAUAUAUUUAUGAUCAUAUUUUUGGGGGCAUAUGAUUAUUGAUUAUUAUUGAAUUAUGAUAUAUCAGAAUUUAUGAUGUUCAUAAAAUGCCAUUAACCUUUAUUACUUCCUCAGUUAUAAAUCAUGUGACUGUUUAACUGGUAGGCGAUGCAGAGAUGAUCACUGAAAAGGUCGGCACAAAGGACCCAUUGAACGAUCAUGCAGUGUAAAACCACGAAACAAAUUGAAUUAAAAAACACUUUUUGUGAGGCAUUUCAACUCUCUAACAAGAGGAUACCUAAGUUUCAAUUUCUUGCUUAGUUUCUAUUACUGCAGUUUCUUUUUUUAGUAGUGCCUAAUCCCAUCUAUGUGUACAGUCAAAAUAGACACGCCCAGGAUCACAAAAACGAGAGUAGCCAAAGCAGUUGUUUCUGCAGCACAAACCCACAUCUGCAUUUGGUCCAGGAAGCGGGGUGUUAAACUCUGCUGAUCAGAUUAGAUACUAGUCUAUGGGAAUUUUGGAGGCCAAGCCAACAUAAACUCAUUGCUGUGCUCCUCGAACCAUUCCUGAACCAUUUCUGUGGCAGAGCACAUUAUACUGCUGAAAGAGGCAACAACCAUGAGAAAACUCCUGUUCCUAUGAAAGAGUGAACAUGGUCUACAAAAAUGCUUAGGGGAAGGAGACUGUCAUCAGCCCAAACGCCAUGAGCUGUUCUUACCUGCCUCUCCAGCACCACCCCGUUGAGCUCACUGCACCACUCCUCCCCUGCAGUCGCGCCCGGGACCACACCUCCGCCACAGGCACCCUGACAGGUCUGUGGCUAUGUAGCUUCAUAUGCAACAAACUGAAGCACUGUGUAUUCUGACAUCCUAUCAGAAAUAGCGUGAACUUUUUAGCAAUCUUACCUACAGUAGUUUGUCUAUUCGUCUUGCCAAAUGGACCAGCCUUCACUGCCAACAUGUACUGGUGAGCCUUGGCCACCCAUUACCCUGACCCGUUAUGCCUGAUCUGUGUAUAUCAACAAAACUGAUUUUUUAAUAAAUGUAAUUUUCAAACAUUUUAUUUUCAAAACUGAGAGCAUGCUGACUUUAUCGCCAGCAGAAAUACUGAAAGAGGGAUGAUCAACUAUACUGGUGUUCUAUAGUCUUGUGAAUGUGAAACAAUCAAAAAUGGAAAGCAGCAGCUCAGAAAUUGAGUGGCGUGAGCUUCCAUAUGACAGCUGGACAGAAUCUCAUGUUAGUUCCUGGCUGAAAUCCAUUGGAAUAAAAGAAUUGUACAUAGGAAAAAUGAUGGAGGAGGAAGUGACAGGACCAGUUCUCACAACUGUAGACCGGGAUUUCCUCAACAAAACAAUUGGAAUGAAAAGUGGCCAAAUUGAACACCUACUGAAGAAACGAGAUGAACUUUUAAUACCGGAACAGCAGAAAAUAAAAAAGACAAGCGAUUCAUCUGGCAAGAGUAGAGAUGGCAAAAAGGAAGCUGUUAAAGAUGUAGAACAAGAACCAAAGCUUUCAUCACAAGAACUAUGUGACGGAGCAAAGGAUAAAAAUAUUCCUACAGAGAGCAAUGAUAACAUAUCCACUACAGAAGUGGUUUCCUGUGACUAUCGUAAAUUUGACCAGGAUGAAAAGGACUUCAGGUACGUGAAACAUCAUGUGCUUCCUCCUGAGACAGGGACUGAAAACAUGAUGGUUCCAUGCCAUGAAUAUAAGUCGCUUGAGAUUGCAUACAAACUAGACUCAAAGAGGUUACAAGUAAAAGUAGCCAGUGAAGUGUUAAGAUUUGCAUGCGCAUGCAUGAAUAUGAGAGCAAAUGGGACAAUUCACUUUGGCAUCAUGGAUAAAGUCAAAGGAACUCACAAACAUGGAGAAAUCAUCGGGAUACCUGCAAACAAUCGAGAAGACUUUGUGGAUGCAUUAGACUACAUUGAAAGGUGCUUCAAAGGGUCAAAUCAACAAAGUGAUGCCAGGAGUUGUAUAAGGCACCCGCGAUUCAUUGAGGUGCUUGACAAGGAAAGUAGUGGGAACACAUGGGUCAUUGAAUAUGACAUUGUCCCAAAAGCAAGCAUUGUAAAAGAUAAGCUUUACUAUGUUGGUGUUCCUAAAUUCUCUGAAAAAGACAACAAAGUCAAAUGUGAAGAGAAAAUUCCCUAUUACAGAGUUGGAGCAAACACACCACGUGUACCUGAAGACGACCUUGUUCCUUUCAUUCAAGGACUGAGAGAAAAAGACCAACAGAGAGAGGAGGCAGAAUCUACAAGCAAUGAAACAACUCUGGACUUUGGCGAGGAUCAAAAGAGGAAACUUGCUAUCCUCCUAACAUGUGGGAAAAAGCACAUGGACAACUCUCUGUUUUACAUUGUUGUAACAAACAAAUUUCAACCAGCGCAUCUUGACAACAUAAGCUUCUUAGUUCACAUGAAUUUAUUCUGUGUGUUUGACUUUGACCCAGAUUCAAAAACAUCUGGUCUUUGUGGAAAAUACAAGAAACAGAAAGCAGUAAACCUUCACUUUUUUGAUGACUAUGCAAAAGACAAGAGAAUUGAUGACAUCAAAAAGUCUUUACAACUUCCUGAGAGAAUAAGUUGGAUUUUCUGCAAUGGAAGAAACAACUUCCCAGGUGGAGAACAACCCUGUGAUGGGAAAACUUGGAUCAAAACAAGAAAAAGGAAACUGAAAAAAGCAGUGUCACUCAUCUGCAAUGACAUCCUUUCCAGACGUUCAUUUGUUGUCCUUUUCCUGCUCAUGUCCGAUGUUGAACAGCCACUUGUUGAGACUUUCCAUGAAUUCUACUCAGAAAUGAGCGGACAUGAAUUUUUGGCAGUCAUAUCAGAGUCAAAGGAAAACUACAAGAAGUGGUCAAGUCUUGCCCAGGUGUCUUGCCCGAUUUCUGAUCUCAAAGAAAUCAGCAUUGUUGAAAUGCCACUGAGUCACGUGGAUGCCACAGUUCAAAGCAUUCAACUAUUGAAAAAUCAAUCCACAAGGACAUUACCAGUCCCAAAUGGAGGCCUGUGCUUCCUAAAGUCAGUUGAAGAGGCUAUGCUAGAUUCUUUGGAAAUCAUCAGUGUUGAUCAGUGCAAUGAUACAAAACUAGAGAUCAUGAGUGAGGAGGAAAUCCAACAAACUGAGAGCUACUUCUAUCGAGGUGGAAAGAUCAACUGGAUCAACUUCUGGCUUGCUGAUAAACACAAGUGUGGGGUGAUUAUAGAGAGGGAUGCCUACAAAGAAGCAAAUAACAUUCUAGAAAAUAUAGUACAUCGUCCCAAAGCCAUACGCCCCAUAGAGAGUGUGAACAUAUACCAUCAUCCAGGUAGUGGUGGAAGUACAGUAGCACGGCAGAUCCUUUGGAGGUGGAGAAAUAAAGUGCGAUGUGCAGUUGUUAAGCAGGGUAAGGAAAUCACAACUGUGUGUGAACAUGCAGUGAAACUGAGGGAACAUGAUGAAAACGACAAAAAUAUCUGUCUCCCAGUGCUCCUCCUGCUAGAGGACCACAAUCCAGAUUACAUCAAUGACCUCAGAGGGCACCUUGGAAAUGUUAUUGCAACUAAAAAGAUAAGUUCCUCUGUGUUGUGCUUUAUCCUGCUCAUCUGCAACCGGUCAAACGAUCCAGAAAGUAUGUGCAGAGCAUCAUUAUCUCAAACAGUAGCAGUCACUCACAAGCUGUCUGCAGAAGAGAAGCCCUUGUUCUCAAAAAAGCUUGAGCAACUCAAAAUGCAAUUUGAACCUGACUUCAUCCUCACAUUCGUACUGAUGACUGAAGGGUACGAGCGAAGCUACAUUAAAGACUUUGUAAAAAAUCUUCUAGAUAAAAUCGAUCAUUCAACACCCACAACUCGUCUCAUCAGAUUCGUGGCUCUCUUGAAUUGCUACGUAAAAGAUUCGUACAUAUCUGUGUCACACUGUGAAGCAUUACUCGGCAUUGCAACAUAUAUGGAUAGAACUCAGUACCAUGCCUUUGUGGAUCAUCUAAGUGAUGAAGCCAGGCUCAUUUUCAUCCACCUUAACCAAAGUUCAACACACAUCCCAUCGAUACGAAUUAUUCAUCCACUGGUGGCAAAAGAAAUUCUGAGUCAGCUGUCUGCUAAUUUGCCUCAGAGUGAUAUUGCCAUGGAUCUCAUCAGUGAUAAGGUACUGAUCAAUCACAGGUUUGACAGAGAUGAAUUUCUGAGGUUUAUCAGAGCUCUUUUCAUUAGACGCAACAAGAAGAGCAGAGGAGAUCCUAAAGACACAACUUUUUCACCCCUUAUUGAGCAUGUCCGUGAUGUUGAUAAAGGGGGUGUUCAGAAAGCUGUUGAUCUUAUGAAAGCUGCUUACAUAGCUUUAGGAAAAGAUGCAUGUGUAGCACAACAGCUUGCUCGGCUGCUUUACACUCAUAAUAGAUUUGAAGAGGCUCUUGAAUGGGCCAAAGAAGCAAAAUCUCUUGCACCACAUGAUACAUUUAUCCUUGACACACUGGGACAAGUGUAUAAGUGGUGGUUUUAUCACUUGUAUGAUACCCUUGAAGAAAAAGAGCCAUCCCCUGAAACGGGAAUUGAAAUCAUAAGCACAGCAGUCAAAGGAAUCUCUGCCUUUCGGGCUUCUGAAAAAACACCUAAAAAAGAGACUGUCAACCUUAACAAUUCAUACUAUGGGGAAGUAGAUGUUGGCUGCAGGCUCCUAAAAUUCCUGUCAGGAGUAGAUGUUUUUUCAAACACUACUGGAAAAUCAAAGCUGAUGAAGUACCUGCUGAGAGACUACAUACCAGCAGAGGUCAAAACACCCUGGCAGAAGUUUCAUCAACAGUUGAAAGGCUUACAGAGGAGCUUGAGCCAAGCACUUGAGUGCAUUUCUGAGGAACUCAGCUAUUUUCAAACUGACAUUAGUGAAGAGGAUGAAGAGCUUGAUGCAAGAGAUCCAGAGCAAGUGCACAAUCCAAGAGAGUGGCUGACAAGAAAGAGUGCUGUAUAUGCUGAAUUUUUUUGUCUUACACCAGAUGAGAGUGAUCAAGCAACAGAAAGCAAUGACAUUGACAUGGCUGGUCCGGUUGAAAAGCUUUCUCCAUUCCAAAGACAGAUGAGGGCCUACAAGCUUGGUGGAGGAAAUGUUACAUCUAUCAUCUCACUACUUUAUGACAAGAAACCAGAGAGGGCAGGAAAAAAACUUGAGAAAAUCUUUAGCCUGUACCCAGAAAACCUGAUGUGGAAUGAUCUUGAUCCAACAGAACUCACAAACUUCAUCUUUUGUCAGAUAGCUCUCAACUGUAUUCUACCUGGUUCCUCAAAGCUUCUGUCUCUGCAAAAGCUACAAAAAUUCAGCAAGAGAUUUGUGACAAAAGGGAAACACAUGUCAUCAGCAAGCGCUCUGUUCCUUCUCUCCCUUCUGUUUUGGCCUGAGACAAGUGAUGAAGUAAGUUCUGAUGGUGCUCAGACCCUUUUCUCAGCCAUCGAUGCCCUUCAGAGACUUUGUGAGCAAAAGAUCCAACAAAGGUCUCAGAGGAAAAGCAGGAUUGUGACACACUUCUUUCUGGCAAAGGCAAGAGGUCUUAACAAGAUUGUUCACAGAAGUGCUAUUGAAAAGGAGAUUAAAGGCACUCUAAGUGAAAGAAAACUAAAAUGGCUGGGAGGAGAAGUAUGGAAAACAAAACAAGUUGUGCAACUUCUCAAACGGGUUGAAGGGUGGACAGAAAAUGAAACCUUGUUUGUGAGAUGUGGAAGCAGUGGCAAGAUCAGAGUAGUUCCUCGGUAUAGUGCCUCCCUGCCUCACGGAAACGAAAAAGUCAACUUCUACUUGGGCUUUUCAUUUGAUGGUGUAGUUGCCUGUGACAUCCAAGUGAUGGACUAAUGUCUUCAGUGUAAAUCUCCAAUAAGUAAUAAGUAAUAGUAAAUGUAGUUCACAUGACCUUGACCUAUAAAGAGUUACAGAGACCAUUUGUUGAUUUUACAAAUUUAAUAAGGCCAGUGUGAAACAUGAGUUAUUUCUUUCUGAGUUUGUUAUUGUUUCAGUUCCAAAUACCUUUUUUUUGCAUGUACCACUGAUCUUUAUAAUUAUGACAACUGUAACACAUAUUAAUGCAGCAUUGUGUGCAUAUAACUCCUUACUGGGAUGGAUAUAUGGAGUUAAACUUGUACUGUUCCAACAGUAGUUCAGAUCGGUAAUUACAUAUGAUUCACGUUUGUGUUGACUUGUCUGUACUGAAUACCAAUGUUGUUUCUUUACUUGUAAAAUUGUGAUGUUGUAUUUGCUCACAAAAAUGUCUUGAAAAAGAGUUUUUAAUCCUAAUUACAUUUUACUUGGAUAAAUAAAGGAUAACAAAAAUAAAAAGAAGAAUGUUCAAAAAGUCAGAGUUUAAAAAAAACAUGCAAAAAAAGAAUAAGAAUCACUGUAAAUAAUUUCUGAAACUAUUUUUUAACAGCGUUUACAUUUGGAAAAAUGUUAAACAUUGUGUUUUUCUGUUGUUAGCAUAUUUUUUUUAAAUGAUCUUUGAAUGGUGAAACAAAGUGUGCCUCAUUUCUAGAAAAAAAAAAGGAUAUUCUUGAGAGACUGCAAAUGUGUUCUGAGAUAAUUUUAAUGUGGGACAAUACAGUUCUUGUACAGACGUUCAUGUAAAUACAGACUGCUUUCCCACAAGCAUUGCUUUUGUUUGAUGAUAGUACUUUCUUAACUUACUGUUUGUAUUCAUUUUGUGUUUGUAUCAUGAAAUGUAGAAAUGUUAUUUGCAUUUACAUUUAUUUAGUGAAAACCUCAGUGUUCAACAUCCAGUGCAGAAAAAAUAAAAG
Maylandia zebra (zebra mbuna) is the source of this 6988-nucleotide messenger RNA. The record is from RefSeq and is a predicted model, not a curated record. NCBI's taxonomy places the organism in Eukaryota, Metazoa, Chordata, Actinopteri, Cichliformes, Cichlidae.